ACCACCAUACAAGGAAUGCUGAAUGAAUCAGAGGAGAGGUGUGUGGUGGUUCGGUGUCCAGUAUUGAAUAAAUUCCGCAUUCGGCAGCUCGAUGGACGACACCUCCAUUCGAAGCUUAUACAUAGAGGACAAAUAAGUGCUCUCGAGGUUUCAAUCCUCGUUUCUUUCCGGUAGAUUGUACACAUAUGAUGGAACGGGCGAUGGAGCAGCUAAACUUGCAGCUGAACAGGCUGACGCGCUCCCUUCGUCGUGCUAGGACCGUAGAACUCCCGGAAGACAAUGAGACCGCCGUGUACACACUUAUGCCCAUGGUGAUGGCUGACCAACACAGAUCAGUGUCAGAGCUCCUGCUGAAUUCCAAGUUUGAUGUGAACUACGCUUUUGGACGAGUGAAGAGGAGUCUGCUACAUAUUGCUGCCAACUGUGGAUCAGUGGAGUGUCUUGUGCUGCUGCUGAAGAGAGGAGCUAGUCCUAACUACCAGGACAUCUCAGGCUGCACGCCUCUCCACCUCGCCGCCAGGAACGGGCAGAAGAAGUGCAUGGGCCGCCUGCUGGAGUACAACGCAGACGUCAACAUCUGCAACAACGAGGGCCUGACUGCUAUCCACUGGCUGGCGGUGAACGGCCGCACGGAGCUCCUGCACGACCUGGUGCAGCAUGUGACCAACGUGGAUGUGGAGGACGCCAUGGGGCAGACCGCCCUGCACGUGGCCUGCCAGAACGGGCACAAGACAACGGUGCAGUGCCUGCUGGACAGCGGAGCUGACGUCAACAGACCCAACGUCUCCGGAGCCACGCCCCUCUACUUCGCCUGCAGUCACGGCCAGAGAGACACAGCUCAGAUUCUCCUCUCCAGAGGAGCCAAGUAUCUUCCUGACAAGAAUGGAGUCACUCCCCUGGACCUCUGUGUGCAGGGUGGGUAUGGAGAGACGUGUGAGAUUCUGAUCCAGCACCAUGGCCGCCUGUUCCAGACCCUCAUUCAGAUGACGCAGAAUGAUGACAUCAAAGAGAACAUGCUCAGGCAGGUUCUAGAACAUGUGUCCCAGCAGAGUGACAGUCACUACCAGAGGAUUCUGACCAGCCUGGCGGAGGUGGCCACUACUAACGGACACAAGCUGCUCAGUCUCUCCAGCAGCUAUGAGGCCCAGAUGAAGAGCCUGCUGAAGAUCGUCAGGAUCUUCUGUCACGUCUUCCGCCUGGGCCCCUCCUCCCCCAACAACGGCAACGACAUGGGCUACAAUGGCAACAAGACGUCCCGCAGCCUGGUGUUCAAGCCCCUGGAGCUCCUGUGGCACUCCCUGGAGGAGUGGCUGGUCCUGAUCUCCACCGAGCUGGAGAAGAACCACCGCGACCCCAGCUCCUCCUCCUCCAGCAGCGAGAUCGCCUCGCUCCUCCUCAAACAGCGCGAGGUCGAUUCCUCCUCCUCGGCCACGGUCGCCGUCUCCGAGGGCCUCCCGUCGUCGCUGGACCCCCAUGUCGUCAUGGAGACGCCCGAGGUGUACGCCGACGGCGAGGACGUCAUCUCCAUGACGGCCAACCGUCUGAGCGCCGUGAUCCAGGCCUUCUACAUGUGCUGCUCCUGUCAGAUGCCCCAGGGGAUGACGUCGCCUCGUUUCAUCGAGUUUGUGUGCAAGCAUGACGAGGUGCUCAAGUGUUUCGUAACCAGGAAUCCAAAGAUUAUCUUCAACCACUUCCACUUCCUGUUGGAGUGUCCGGAGCUGAUGUCUCGGUUCAUGCACAUCAUCAAAGGACAGCCUUUCAAGGACCGCUGCGAGUGGUUCUACGAGCAUCUGUUGGCGGGACAGCCCGACUCCGACAUGGUCCACCGGCCGGUCAACGAAAACGACAUCCUGCUCAUCCACAGAGAGUCCAUAUUCAGGAGCAGCUGUGAGAUGGUCUCCAAGUCCACCAAUGAGAAGCUCAAACAGGGCAUCGCCGUGCGUUUCCACGGCGAGGAAGGAAUGGGCCAGGGCGUUGUCCGAGAGUGGUUUGACGUCCUGUCCAAUGAGAUCAACCCAGACUACGCUCUCUUCACACAGUCUGCUGACGGCACCACCUUCCAGCCCAACAGUAACUCCUCGGUGAACCCGGACCACCUGAACUACUUCCAGUUUGCUGGUCAGGUCCUGGGCCUGGCGCUGUACCAUCGGCAGCUGGUCAACAUCUACUUCACCCGCUCCUUCUACAAGCACAUCCUGGGCAUCCCAGUGAACUACCAGGACGUGUCGUCCAUCGAUCCGGAGUACGCCAAAAACCUGCAGUGGAUCCUGGACAAUGACAUCAGCGACCUGGGCCUGGAGCUCACCUUCUCCGUGGAGACAGACGUGUUCGGCGCCAUGGAGGAAGUGCCGCUCAAACCGGGCGGGAUCAGCAUCAUCGUCACCCAGGACAACAAGGCAGAGUAUGUCCAGCUGGUGACUGAGUUGAGGAUGACUCGAGCCAUCCAGCCCCAGAUCAACGCCUUCCUGCACGGCUUCCACACCUUCAUCCCCCCCUCCCUCAUCCAGCUCUUCGACGAAUAUGAACUGGAGCUCCUGCUGUCAGGGAUGCCAGAGAUUGAUGUCCAGGACUGGUUCAGGAACACAGAGAACACCAGCGGCUACGACCUUCAGGAACCAGUCAUUCAGUGGUUCUGGGAGGUGGUGAAGAGUCUCAUUCAGGAGGAGAGAGUUCUUCUGCUGCAGUUUGUGACGGGCAGCUCCAGGGUCCCCCACGGUGGCUUUGCCUUCCUGAUGGGGGGAAGCGGCCUCCAGAAGUUUACCAUCGCUGCCGUGCCGUACACCUCCAACCUGCUGCCCACCUCCAGCACCUGUAUCAACAUGCUGACUCCAGAAUACCCCAGCCAGGAAGUCUUACGAGACCGUCUGCUGGUUGCACUGCAUUGUGGGAGCUACGGCUACACCAUGGCGUGAUUCCUGCUCCCGCCGCUCCUGCGGCAGACAGGCGUGCGCGUGUGUUUUCAUGGUCAACUCAGAACAGGGAACUGGACCUCUCUGGACCUAUGCUGUUGUUUUCUGUGGGUGAGGCCCGUACUGACUCCUCAACACGUAACAUCAGAC
Molecule: messenger RNA, 3059 nt
Organism: Osmerus eperlanus (European smelt)
Lineage: Eukaryota; Metazoa; Chordata; Actinopteri; Osmeriformes; Osmeridae
Gene: hace1
Product: HECT domain and ankyrin repeat containing E3 ubiquitin protein ligase 1
Biological process (GO): Golgi organization; protein polyubiquitination; membrane fusion
Cellular component (GO): cytoplasm; Golgi membrane; nucleus
Molecular function (GO): ubiquitin protein ligase activity; protein binding
Source: RefSeq, a predicted model, not a curated record